AUGUUGGAUCUACAACAGACAGCUGACAGCCCGAGUAUGAGCCCGGACCUGAGGCAGACAGCUGCGAACUCAAAACCGAUGCAGCUAGCUGACAACUCACAAUCAGAGGACAUCAGUGGGAAUGGGACAUUAAAUAAUCUAGGCUAUGCAGAUGCCGGAUGCCAGACUGAGCUAACAAUGGAUGACAUCAAGAAGAUGGAGGAUGUUCUGGCACAAAACACAACAGAGUUGAGUGAUCUUAGGACCAAGGCACUGGACACGCAGUUCAACCAGGAGUCCUUUGAAAAAAACGAAGAGAAGACAAAAUUCUACACAGGGCUCCCCAAUUUCUUAGUUUUAAUUCAGAUAUUUGAACUGUGUAAGCCUUACAUCACCUGUGGACCCAUGUCUGUGCUGCCUAAAUUUGAGCAAUUCAUUUUAGUUUUGAUGAGGCUGAGACUAAAUCUCCCACUGAAAGAUUUAGCUUUCAGGUUCAGGAUCUCUCUGCCCACUGCUUCUAGAGUUUGGCAUAAAGUAAUUGACAUACUUCAUCAAAGGUUAGAAUUUCAAAUUGAGUGGCCAGAGCGACAUGUACUAAAAGACACAAUGCCAAUGGCAUUCAGACAGGCAUUUGGACAUAGAGUUGCUGUAAUAGUUGACUGUUUCGAAGUUUUUAUUGAGAGGCCCUCCAAUUUACUCGCCCAAGCACAAACAUGGUCAAAUUACAAACAUCACCACACAGUAAAAUUUCUGAUAGGUGUUGCACCCCAAGGCUAUGUUACUUACAUAUCUUGUGCCUGGGGAGGGAGAGUCAGUGAUAAGCAGAUCACGUUAGAGAGUGGCCUCCUAAAAAACCUGUUACCUGGAGAUAUUGUCCUAGCAGACCGUGGGUUUAAUAUUGGUGAUAGUGUGGGAUUUUACUGUGCUUCACUACAGAUACCUGCAUUUACCAAGGGGAGAAAACAGCUGUCAGCAUAUGAGGUGGCUGAAACUAGAAAAAUAGCAAAUCUGCGCAUUCAUGUUGAGAGAGUCAUAGGUUUAGUCAGAAGAAAAUAUCAGAUUCUGCAAAGCAGGGCUAUGCCCAUAGAGCAUAUGACAACUAAACCAGGAGAGGCACUAGCACUGAUUGACAAAAUUGUGGUCAUUUGCUGUGUCUUGUCUAAUCUUUCGGAGUCUGUCGUCCCAUUGGAGUAG
Molecule: messenger RNA, 1173 nt
Organism: Corythoichthys intestinalis (scribbled pipefish)
Lineage: Eukaryota; Metazoa; Chordata; Actinopteri; Syngnathiformes; Syngnathidae
Exons: 2
Coding region: 1-1173 (390 amino acids)
Source: RefSeq, a predicted model, not a curated record